CGAUCCUGUGGAAAAGUUCCGAAGUAGUUAGUUGGAAGAUAACAGAUAUCAAUUAAGAAAAAAACUGGACGAAGACACAAAGGUCAGAGCAGAUAGGGAGUAUAUAUACUGCUCGCCAGCGGCAGGAGGUUCAACAGCAAGCAAGAUGUUGUCAUUGCUUACAGUACUGGUCUCGGCCACCGCCAUCUCGGCCUCUGUCGUGCAGCAGAGACCCGAAAGGAAGAUCGCUGAUGCGAACUUCCUGAAACAGCAGAAGCAGGUUUUAGACCUGUUUGUUGGAGUCGGCCACAGCGAUCAUUGGAAAAUGGAGUGUGCGAACUUCGACAUGAUGGCUAACCUCGGAUCCUUCACGGAUGAGAAGUAUCCAAAAGAGUUCAUGAGGUCGUUUGCCAAAGGUAUGUUGCCUAAAGGUAGCAUCUUCACCAUGUCCUGCUAUCGCUCAAGAUCUGACACAAUUCGUCUAUUCGACGUGUUCUACUUCGCCAAGGAUUUCGACACCUUCUACAAGUCGGCUUGCUGGGCUAAGCAACACCUCAACGGCGGCAUGUUCACUUACGCUUACAUGUUGGCGCUGAUCCACAGGAGCGAUUGCCAGGACUUCGUGCUCCCACCGCAAUAUGAGAUGUUCCCCAACUUUUUCGUACCCAUCGACACUCUUCACGAAGUCUAUGAUGCCAAAAUGGAAGGCCUCAAAGAAGGAAGAUUCACAUACAAUAACACCGGAUACGAGUAUAUUUACCACGACUCAAUGUACGGCGGCCUCCUCUACAGCGAAGAACGAGGACACAGCGACAUCAAGGUUGCCUACUUCCGGGAAGAUGUCGGCCUCAACAGCUACCUUUCCGACAUGACCUUCAGGAACCCUCAAUGGAUGUGCAAAGACAAGUACAACAGCCCCUGGAUGAUGAAGAGGAGGGGUGAGAACUAUUACCACAUGCUCCAGCAACUUUUGGCCAGGUACUUACAUGAGAGGAACGCCAACAGUCUGCCCAAUUUAGAUCCCCUUAUCUGGGAAAAACCAAUCAUGGUUGGCUACAACCCCCGCGUUGCCUUCUUUAAUGGACGUCCGAUGCACACCAGACCAGACGGUAUGAUCCCAACAGAGUUCGCUUACCGUUGGGUCGCCAGGGCAAAGACUUUCGAGAGAAGAAUCAUGGAUGCCGUCGAUGCUGGUGCUAUUUGGGAAACAUCGAACAAGACUCUCCUCUCGUUGAACAAUGAGGACGGUAUGGACCUUAUCGGAAGAAUGGUGUUCGGUACAGUCGACAGCCCGAGCAAGGAUUACUUCCAGUCUGCCUACUACGCUGCCAUCGAAGCUCUCACUUACGUCUCUUCAGGAGCUGGCGACCGUGAAUUCGUAGGCAAUGCCCUUGCACUACCCAUCACAGCUGCCAGAGAUCCAGUGUACUUCAACUAUCUGGCAAGGAUGGUCGUCAGGUACUUCCAACGCUACGCGAAAUUACAUGCUCCUUACAGUCACGCAGAACUUGGUUUCAACGGAGUGUCAGUUCAGAACAUCGAAGUUGACAAGAUGGUUACCUAUUUCGAUAUGUUCGAUUACGAAGUGACAAAUGCAGUCCCGAUGCAGAAGAGCAGCGACUACACCGACCACAGAUACAUCGCCAGGCAGUACCGCCUCAACCACAAGCCUUACAAUUACAAAGUGACCGUCAACAGCGAACAGGCCGGCGAGGGAAUUGUCAGGGUAUUUUUGGGACAGAAGUACGACUCUGAAGACCGUGUCCUCUCAGUGGAACAAGCUAGGUUGGGAUUCUUCGAGAUUGACAGGUUCCUCGUCAAAUUGGCCCCUGGAGUGAAUGUAAUCGAAAGGAGUUCCAAGGAAUCUCCCUUCUUCGUAAGCGACAGAGACGGCUUCAGGACUCUCUACACUAACAUCAACAACGCAAUCAACCAGAAAGCUCCGUUCUACAUUUCACAGUACGGUCGUUGUGGACUGCCAGAGAGACUCCAACUGCCAAUGGGAUGGAAGCAAGGUCGCCCAAUACAAAUGGCAGUAAUUGUGAACAGCUUUGACCGCAGCUCCGCACAACCUGACAACAACUUCGACAUUGCCUGUGGUGGCAUGGGACUCUACGACGGCCGCCCAAUGGGAUUCCCCUUCAACAGGCGGUUGUAUAACAACUACCAUGUUCCUAACUUCUUUUUCAAGGACGUGGUCAUCGAGCACAAAGGUCGGGAUGAGGUCAACAGGCCAUCCGCAUCUUAAGAGACUGAUUCUGCACUGAUUUUAUUAUUAUAAGUUUCUAUUCAGCAUUAAAUAAAAUCUAAAAACAGUUUAUU
Molecule: messenger RNA, 2301 nt
Organism: Nezara viridula (southern green stink bug)
Lineage: Eukaryota; Metazoa; Arthropoda; Insecta; Hemiptera; Pentatomidae
Source: the annotation of a GenBank genome assembly